AUGUUUGGCAAAACUAUAGCGGGAACGAUUACGCGCCAAUCGGUCGCGGCGGUACGCGCUCCCCCCAGGUGUGCCAUCCGGUUCCGGCGCGGCUCCUCGACCGGGACGGAGGUGGACGGGGACGAGGUAAUUGGGGCCCUGGACUCCUCACAGCGCCCCCGGCGCGCUUCGCUCUACGUACACUGGCCCUACUGCCUGCGAAGGUGUUCCUAUUGCAACUUCAACAAGUACAUCCUCAGAGGCGACAACGGCUCCAGCAUGACUGAGUGCCUUCAACGAGAGACUGAGACGCUGUUGGGGCUGAGUCAGGUAUCCAGCAUCACAUCGGUGUUCUUUGGCGGUGGAACUCCAAGUCUGGCCCACCCCUCGACCAUCGCCGCGGUGCUGGAGUCUGUUUCGAAACGUGCUAAUAUCUUGGACAAGGCCGAGGUCACACUUGAGGUCAACCCUACCCCGGAGGGAAUGUCUAAGUUAGAGGACUACUGCCGUGCUGGGGUGAACCGUUUCUCCAUAGGUGUGCAGUCUCUGCAGGAUGAAGACUUGAAAUUUCUCGGGAGAGACCACAAUUCCCAGCACGCACUGCAGACUCUCGCAGAGGCUCGAAGGCUGUGCCCCGGCAGAGUGUCGGUGGAUGUCAUGUUCGGACGACCCGGACAGAGCGUGGAAUCCUGGGAGAGGGAAUUGUCUGAGCUGCUGUCGGUUUGCGACGACCACGUGUCUCUGUACCAGCUGACUCUGGAGAGAGGCACUCAGCUGUUCAAGCAGGUCCAACAGGGGGAACUGGCUCUGCCUGCUGACGAUGCCACUGCUGUUAUGUACCAGUUAGCCAGGAGGAUGCUGCAUGAGCGUGGCUUUCUGCAGUACGAGGUGUCGAACUUCGCUAAACAUGACGCUAUCAGCCAUCACAACAUGAGCUACUGGAAGGGGGAGCAGUAUGUUGGCGUGGGCCCAGGAGCACAUGGGCGCUUUGUUCCUCUGGCGGAAGGAGGUGUGGUUCGGGAGGCCCGGACCCAGACCCUGGAGCCCGAUGUCUGGAUCCAAGAAGUUCGUCGGAGAGGGCACGGGACACGGAGGAGGAUCCCGCUCAGCCAUCUUGGACUAUUAGAGGAAGUGUUGGUGAUGGGCCUGAGAAUGACAGAAGGCAUUACUCACAAGCAUUGGAAAGGGUUCAGCCCUGAAGCGGAUCUUCAGACAGUCUUCGGUGGGUCUGUGGAUGACCAAGAGUUGCUGUCGAACGGACAACUCGUCCUUGAUGACAGGGGCCUACGCUGCUCCUGGGGAGGACUGGCCCUUCUGGACAGCAUGCUGCCAACUCUGCUACUAGCACUGGAAAACCAUAUUACCCAGAGACUGCAGAGAGAUCAGUUGAUUGAUGGACAGAGCUAUCAAACCUUUCCGCUUUGAUGACAGAACAGACAUGGAGCAGCUACGAACAGAAAGAGCUCCAUUUUUGUUUUGGUCAGACUGACUUGACUGACAAGAGAAAAAAAGGAUGGGCAUCCGAGUGGCAUGGCGGUCUAUUCCGUUGCCUACCAACACGGGGUUCGCUGGAUCGAAUCCUUGUGUUA
This is a messenger RNA of Lampris incognitus (smalleye Pacific opah), 1568 nucleotides long. It is a transcript of the gene rsad1, whose product is annotated as radical S-adenosyl methionine domain containing 1. The record is from RefSeq and is a predicted model, not a curated record. Gene Ontology annotation, biological process: porphyrin-containing compound biosynthetic process. NCBI's taxonomy places the organism in Eukaryota, Metazoa, Chordata, Actinopteri, Lampriformes, Lampridae. The coding region runs from base 1 to 1404 and encodes 467 amino acids. The transcript is spliced from 9 exons. Gene Ontology annotation, cellular component: cytoplasm. Gene Ontology annotation, molecular function: coproporphyrinogen oxidase activity; 4 iron, 4 sulfur cluster binding.